AUGGCCGAGGUGAUAGCAAAUACCAGUCGCCGGCUCCCGCUAUUGGACGGCAUAGCUGCCAGCAGCUUGUCUGGAACCACGGUGACUCACGUCACGUAUGAAGCGUCGUUCCAGAAGGUUGUCGAAAUGUUGUUCCGCAAGGGAAACAGCGAAUCCGAUACUGACUGUCUAACCCUCGUGGUAAUCGAACAACCAACGGUGUCCCUGAGCAGUCGACUCGACCUGCUCAGUUUUGAUGACAAGCUCUUGUUGUUGAAAUACUAUUUUUCCCAUUUGAACGUGGUGGCCUUAGAAGCCAGGGAUAUUACCAAUGAGACAGCCCUUAAAAUCAAAAAGUGGAUCGGACAGAUCAAUACCUUGAUCCACGAUCGCAUCUCUCGGAUCCAAACAUGGACUGGCACUGCAGCCAUAAGAAUCAACGACAGUUACACUGAUGAUAAACAAAUAGGUGAGAUCAUCUCGACAAUGUCGUCGGUGUUAACAUGCGCUGUCAGCACAAGUCCUGUAACUAUCCAGAGAAUCACCGGCAUCAAGGACGCCAUCAUCCAUGACAUUGAUUUCCUCCUGUUGCUCUCGCAAAACUCCACCAGCCACUUACUGAAGUUGUGCAAUUUGGUAGGGCACUGGUCAUUCCCAGCUCACGAGUUGUCCAAUGACGAUUUGGUGUAUUGUGUUUAUUUGAUCAUCAAGUACUGUCUUGUUCAACUUGAACAUGAGUCCAGUGCCACCCACGCCAAGAUAGCCUUGGGAAGAAACGAGCUCUUGGGGUUGAUUUUCAUGGUGAGAGAUUCCUACAAAAAUGGUAACCCUUUCCACAAUUUCCGUCACGCAGUGGACGUGCUACAGGCGUGCUUCCACUAUGUGAUUCGUCUCGGGUACUUACUGCCCUUUACGCAAUUCCAGUCGGACCCCAAGGCUGACGAGCUAAUAUGCCUUAAGGCCGAGAAGUUUGGUAAUGCGGUUGAGUUGAUAUCCAUGAAAGCGGCCACGCGGGUGCCGCCCACGUCGAGUGCAGCCGAGACGCCCGACACUGAAGACACCAGCUUGAACUUGGUGCUGACGUUGGCACUCUUGGUGGCAGCAUUGGGCCAUGAUGUAGGUCAUCCCGGAGUUACCAACCAGUUUUUGGUAAAGCAUUCCCUGCCAACGUCGUUGGUAUUCAACGAGAGGUCGGUGUUGGAGCUGUUUCACACGUCGGUGUUUUUGAACAAGAUCUUGGUGGUGAACUGGCCCCAGUUUCUCCAACUCAAAAUUGAUACCAACUUGAAGCUUAUUGUCAAGGAGUUGAUCAUCACUUGCAUCUUAGCCACCGACAUGGCUGAGCACUUUGACUACAUCGAUAAGUUGAACAAAUUCAACGACAUCCACCAUCAUCACCAUCAUCAUCAAGGAACUUAUUCCACCACCGAUUCCACCAGUAGUGCCAGUAGUAGGACCAUUGCCAAUUCAUUUGAUAUCCAAAACCGAACCAAUCAGGUCAAGUUGAUUUCGAGUUUAUUGAUCAAAUGUGCCGACAUUUCGAAUGUGACUCGACCCCUUCGGGUAUCGGCACAAUGGGCUCUGGUAUUAUCUAGAGAGUUUGACGAGGUGUCCAAAGUGGAAGAGAAAAUCACUGAUAGUGGGAAGCAGUUCAGCAUUAAAUACGACAAGGUGCCAAUGUUUUUGGUGGAUAUCUUACAGGCCAAUCCUACCAUUCAUAAGGGACAGAUGUUUUUCAUCAAUACGUUCGCUGAAAACUUGUUCAACAAUAUCCUGGAGUUACUCCCACCAUUGAAGUUCACCGGAGAAAUUGUCCAGGAAAACAAGGAUUACUGGCUAAAGCGUGACUCCAACAGGAAUAAAUAGCUCUAAAUAUCGUAUACCUGGCAUUUAGUAUAUAGCAUAAUGAAGAAACAACCAGUGAAAACACC
Molecule: messenger RNA, 1910 nt
Organism: Yamadazyma tenuis ATCC 10573
Lineage: Eukaryota; Fungi; Ascomycota; Pichiomycetes; Serinales; Debaryomycetaceae
Gene: PDE2
Product: 3',5'-cyclic nucleotide phosphodiesterase
Biological process (GO): cGMP catabolic process
Molecular function (GO): 3',5'-cyclic-GMP phosphodiesterase activity; 3',5'-cyclic-AMP phosphodiesterase activity
Source: RefSeq, a predicted model, not a curated record